CUUCCAUCACAUCCGUCAAGUCUUGCCACUUGCCACAGCACUGGUCUGGUACUGCGGAUAUGCGUGCACUGUAUAGCGGACACGGCCGAAUGUCGCACGGAGAGAAUGACAUUUAAAAUUCGUGACUGAGAGAGCAGCCGAGGCGACGAGGUAAACGACGCACGAGUGUUGACAGCAUUGUAACGUCGUCACAUGAAGCAUUAAGGAGCAGUUAAGCCGACGAAAAAUCAGCGAUCAUGGACCUCAACAACGAUCUGGAUCAACAUUUGCUGCACCAGUUCAGCUGUCUCGGCACCACGGACAAAGACGACCUGGUGAAGCAGCUGCAGAAGCUGCUGGCUGACAGCCACCUCAACGAGACGACCGCCGCGUUCUUCUUGGACAUGAACAAUUGGAAUCUACAAGCAGCAAUUUGCAGUUACAUCGAUUUUGGAAAUCCUUUCAACACCCCUUGUAUGACAUUAAUAUGUGACAGUACAAUUGGUGAGGGAGAAGCUGUGCCACCCAGUACAAAUUUUCAGAAGUCAUGGCAUGUACAAAACAGUGGCACAGAAACCUGGCCAAUUGGAAUCCAUCUGCAACAUUCUAGCGGAAUACUGAUGGGUUGUGCAAGGAUACCAGUUCCACCAUUGGGUCCUAAAGAAUCUACAGAAUUAAGCGUAACAUUAAAGAGUCCAGCUGAAACUGGUGUCCAUCAAAGUAAAUGGAGAAUGAUGACGUCGAAUGGUGUCUAUUUUGGUGAUGUUAUUUGGGUGAUUAUAACAGUGAACGAGUGUGGCACAUUGGCAGUCACUCAACAACUGCAUCAGUUAAGCACACAGUCCAAUGAUGUACAAAUGUGCUAGCCCCGACGUACAAAAGUCUCUCCUAAAAAAGAUUUAUGAAAUAUUUAUGUGAAAUGUCUCUCAGAUCAUUGUGAGUUUGCGAUAACUUGUCGUUUUUAAAUUUUAUAUAGAGAGGUCACUUUCUUUUUCACAAUGGAGACUUGUUUACUGCUCCAGCACCUCAUAAAAAAUAAAAAUUGCUGUAUAUUUGAGAUAACUACAAAUAAUAAAGAAUGCAAUGAAAUUGA
Cataglyphis hispanica is the source of this 1072-nucleotide messenger RNA. RefSeq names its product protein ILRUN. The record is from RefSeq and is a predicted model, not a curated record. Gene Ontology annotation, molecular function: ubiquitin binding. The transcript has 3 exons. Gene Ontology annotation, cellular component: phagophore assembly site. The coding region runs from base 237 to 845 and encodes 202 amino acids. Lineage: Eukaryota; Metazoa; Arthropoda; Insecta; Hymenoptera; Formicidae. Gene Ontology annotation, biological process: macroautophagy.